CCUAAGAAACUAACUGGCUGUACGUGGCAAGUGGAGUAACAUUCCAGGUGUGUGAGGUGUGGUGGUGGAGGGCAGCAGCCUUCCAGUCAGUUGACAGCGGCCGUCCACCUCGCAGCUACCAUCAUGGCUCCUCUCUUGGGUUACUGGAAUAUCCGCGGUUUGGGUCAGUCCAUCCGCCUGUUAUUGGCCUACACAGGCACUGAGGUUGAAGAAAAGCGAUACAACACUGGACCUGCUCCGGAUUAUGUGGAAAAGUCUGAUUGGUUGCCCGUAAAGUUCACCCUAGGACUAGAUUUUCCCAACCUGCCUUACUAUAUGGACGGAGACUUAAAGAUCACUCAGAGCAACGCAAUCCUACGGUACAUAGGUCGCCAGCAUGACAUGUGCGGAGAGACGGAGCAAGAAAAGAUAUGGGUGGACAUUCUAGAGAAUCAUGCCAUGGACAUACGACAAUCGUAUGUUCAGCUCGUCUACAACACCUAUGAUACUAAAAGGGAAGAGUACUUAGAAAAUCUGAAAGGUACUCUGAAGAGGCUGUCCGACUUCCUGGGUGACAAAACAUGGUUUGCUGGAGAAAAGCUGACGUUCCCAGACUUCCUCCUGUACGAGCUUCUGGACAUCCACCUAGUAGUGGAUAACACUUGCCUUGAUCACACGGAGAACCUUCAAGCUUUCGUGAAGCGCUUUGAAGACUUGCCCUCCAUUAAGAAGUACAUGACUUCUCCUCAGUAUAUGAAGACUCCCCUGAACGGCGCUAAUGCUAAAUUUGCAAACAAAUAGUUAAAUUGUGGUAGUGUCCUGUUACAGUAAAUUCUUAAUCACUUCAGCUUAAAUUUUACAGAAUGUAAAUUAAAUAUUUAAACAUCAA
Cherax quadricarinatus is the source of this 868-nucleotide messenger RNA. Its product is annotated as glutathione S-transferase Mu 4. NCBI's taxonomy places the organism in Eukaryota, Metazoa, Arthropoda, Malacostraca, Decapoda, Parastacidae. The record is from RefSeq and is a predicted model, not a curated record. Gene Ontology annotation, biological process: glutathione metabolic process. Gene Ontology annotation, molecular function: glutathione transferase activity.